UAAAUAUUUAGGCUUGAAUUCACUGUUUAUUGGAACAAAAAGAAAGAGUAAUUUUGUUGACAGUCAACUGUGUCAACGCGACAGAAACAACAUUACUCCAGGAAAUAAGCGGACUGUCCUUAACAUCGGAUUAUUACUAUCUUUUCAAUCAAUUGUGGGGUGUUUUCUUAAACAAAGGUUUAAACUUUAUACACUUUCUGUUUGUUUCCAAAUAAUUUUCCCCCAAAAUCUUUCCAUCUUCUCUGCCCACUAUGUGUCAACGAAGAGUCACGGCCAGUUUCAGACAGGACGCAGUAAUUACUAUGGCCCUUUCUGAAACCCGGCUGUAAAAAAAGUUUAAGAGGGCCACUAGGAAAAAUUUGGGAGGGGAGAAAAAAGGGAUAAUCUUGUUUUAAGGUGAAAAUCAUCAGGUCUUCAAAACGGCUGUUCCUUACGGUAGAGUGAGUGGCGCAAGCCAUAAGCUUGUUAGAGUUGCAGAAGCCAUGGCUUCAGCUUCAUCAAUGGGGUUUACUGCUACUUCUUCUAAGACCACCGCCCCUUUUAAGCUGCCGCCGCCGCGGCGGCUGCGGCGAACUUAUUCCUGCUCUUGCCGUUCUUCAGGUCCUCAGCGAAAUACUUCUUCCCGCUCGUUUUGGGCAGCUUCUAACCGUGGCUUUUUCAGGUCUGUACGACGCUAUUCUAAUCCGAUUUACAGCAGUUGGGUUGACGAGACUGUGGAUUAUAGAAGAAGCAAAGAAGCAUAUAUUGCUGAACGGGGAGGCUCAGAAGUAGAGAAGAGAAUUGCAAGUUGUAAUUUGCCUUGCAUCCCACAGAAGUUUCAUGAUUUGACUUCUUCUUCAGUAACUCAGAGCCAACUCAAUGUUACUGAGACUGAAAUUGCACCAGAUAAAAUCGAGGAGAGGUUUCCAAGUACCGUUAUCCCCUAUAUACCAGAUACUCAAGAAAUUACAUUAGAUAGGCAGUUGAAUGUUCAUUCUAGGACGACGCAACCAAAACCUAUCAAACCUAGUCCCUCACAACCUGUAGUAGUUGUCAAACAGGAAAGAGCUUCCGUAGUGAAUGAGGGCAAUGGUUCAAAUCUUUAUGAGAGGCUAUGUUCUAUAUCAGAGAAUGUUCUGGUAGUGGAUUCUGUACCUGCAGCUAAGGCAGUCGUGUCACUACUUACGCACGAAUACAGAGAUCGGAUCCAUGCAUGUGACACAGAGGUAUCGAAGAUUGACGUUAAGCAGGAAACCCCAGUCGAUCAUGGGGAAAUCACAUGCUUUAGUAUAUACUCUGGACCAGAAGCUGAUUUUGGUAAUGGAAAGUCUUGCCUCUGGGUUGAUGUUCUAGAUGGUGGUGGAAACGAUAUUUUGGCAGAAUUUGCUCCCUUUUUUGAGAACCGUUCCAUUAAGAAAGUGUGGCAUAAUUAUAGCUUUGACAACCAUGUUAUAGAGAAUUAUGGGAUUAAACUUGCUGGCUUUUUUGCUGAUACAAUGCACAUGGCGCGACUGUGGAAUUCAUCCAGAAGAUUGGAAGGUGGAUAUUCUUUGGAAGCACUUACCGGCGAUGUCCGUGUCAUGAGUCACGCAAAUUUGGGCCCUGGUGAAGAGUUGAUUGGUAAGGUGUCGAUGAAAACAAUUUUUGGCCGCAGAAAAGUGAAAAAAGAUGGUUCUGAGGGUAAGGUUAUCACCAUCCCUUCUGUGGAAGAGCUCCAAAGGGCUGAGCGCAUCCCUUGGAUUUGCUAUUCUGCAUUGGAUUCAAUUAGCACAUUUAGACUCUACGAGAGUUUGAAACAUAAAUUGUCCAAUACCGAGUGGAAGCUGGAUGGAGCUACGAGAGGAACAAUGUUUGACUUCUACCAACAAUAUUGGCGGCCAUUUGGUGAGCUUCUCGUGAAAAUGGAAGCAGAAGGGAUGCUGGUUGACCGUGAGUACCUUGCUGAAAUUGAGAAGGUGGCCAAGGCAGAGCAAAAGAUUGCUGCUAAAAAAUUUCGCAACUGGGCUGCGGAGUAUUGUUCUGAUGCUUAUCAUAUGAAUGUGGGAAGUGACGCUCAACUACGCCAGCUCUUCUUUGGUGGCAUUCAGAACAAAAAGAACCCGGAUGAGACUCUUCCAGUAAAGAGGGAGUUCAAAGUGCCAAACAUUGACAAAGUAAUUGAAAAAGGAAAGAAAGCCCCAACAAAAUUUCGUACCAUUACCCUGCAUAGGAUUUUUGAUGAGCCAAUGAAGACGGAUUUGUACACAGCCAGUGGUUGGCCCUCUGUUAGCGGAGAUGCUUUGAAAGCACUUGCUGGGAAUGUUUCUGAUGAAUAUGACAUCAUUUAUGAAGAUGUGGAAUUGCAGUCUGACGAUUGCAUCACUGCGUCCGAAGCGAAUGAAACCAAUGACAUGGAUAAAUUAGCUGGUUCUGUGAUUGGAGGAGAGCAAGGAAUUGAGGCUAGCCAUGCCAUUUCUGCUUUAUGUGAAAUUUGCUCAAUUGACUCUUUGAUAUCCAACUUCAUCCUACCUUUGCAGGGGGAUCAUAUAUCAGGCAAGAAUGGACGAAUUCACUGUUCUCUUAAUAUUAACACCGAAACUGGACGACUGUCAGCUAGGCGACCAAAUUUGCAGAACCAACCUGCUUUGGAGAAAGACAGGUAUAAGAUUCGUCAAGCCUUUAUAGCUGCACCAGGGAACUCCUUGAUUGUCGCUGACUAUGGGCAGCUGGAACUUCGAAUUCUUGCACAUCUGGCCAACUGCAAGAGCAUGUUGCAUGCUUUUGAAGCUGGUGGAGAUUUCCAUUCAAGGACAGCAAUGAACAUGUAUCCACAUAUUCGAGAGGCCAUUGAAAAGAAGCAUGUGCUUCUUGAAUGGUAUCCUCAACCUGGUGAAGAGAAGCCUCCAGUUCCCUUACUGAAGGAUGCAUUCGCAUCUGAAAGAAGGAAAGCAAAGAUGCUCAAUUUCUCCAUAGCUUAUGGGAAAACUGCUGUGGGCCUUGCUCGUGAUUGGAAGGUUUCUGUUGAAGAAGCUAGAAAUACUGUCGAUCUCUGGUAUAGUGACAGGAAAGAAGUGCUGAAAUGGCAAGAAGACCGCAAAGCUGAAGCUCGUUCGAGUAACCGUGUCCAUACAUUGCUGGGUAGAGCACGGCGGUUUCCUUUACAGAAAAAUGCUAGUGCAGGACAGAAAAAUCAUAUUGAUCGAGCUGCAAUCAACACGCCAGUUCAGGGAAGUGCUGCAGAUGUUGCUAUGUGUGCCAUGUUGGAGAUUUCAAAGAAUGAACAAUUAAAGGAGCUUGGUUGGAAGUUGCUUUUGCAGGUUCACGAUGAAGUUAUCCUUGAAGGUCCAACAGAGUCAGCAGAGAUUGCCAAAGCCAUAGUGGUUGAAUGCAUGUCGAAACCAUUUGAUGGUAAGAAUAUUCUUAAGGUCGAUUUAGCUGUUGAUGCCAAGUGUGCACAAAACUGGUAUGCUGGCAAGUAGGUGAUGUUAUCAAUAGAGUAUGUUGUAGCUGCGCCGAUUCCUCCCCACCAUGAAGAGCUCGGGGUGAUAUUGGAUGUACCCAUCAACUUUCUCCAUGUCUAACAUAUUCUCUGCUGAAGAUCCUCCAUUUUUGUUAACAGAACUUUUGUUUAUUCUUCGAUUUGGCGGUUGCAGUAGGAAGCCUGGAUAUGUUUUGUAUAUAAAGAAAAUUCCUCGUGAGUGUUGUAUAUAUAAAUCGUCAAUUCUUUGAUGUUGUAGUUGAUUAUGUUGCUUUCGUGGCAAUUUGACAUCUUCCCCCACAAUUUUGGUAGAGAAACUCUUUCUGUGGGAGAAUUUUGUCGUGUAUCUACAUCCUAGUGGCUGACGAAAUUGAUCUAUGUUGGCGUUUCCCUCGACUUGAAGUUGAUUCACGAAAGGCAAAAGAAAUUACUUCACUUAUUUUGUAAGCUUUUCCAUGCCUUGGUGAUUUUUAAACUGAAUUUUUUACGCCUACAAUGAGUGCACAAUCUCAGGCCUGUCAGUGCUGUCACCUGUGCCUUGCCCUCUACUCCUUUCCAUCAGGAACAAAUGGGGCAGCUGAUUUGCAUGGAGUAAACUGUUCUU
Molecule: messenger RNA, 4040 nt
Organism: Oldenlandia corymbosa var. corymbosa
Lineage: Eukaryota; Viridiplantae; Streptophyta; Magnoliopsida; Gentianales; Rubiaceae
Source: the annotation of a GenBank genome assembly